This is a messenger RNA of Hypomesus transpacificus, 2148 nucleotides long. It is a transcript of the gene arf1, whose product is annotated as ADP-ribosylation factor 1. Gene Ontology annotation, molecular function: GTPase activity; GTP binding. The coding region runs from base 133 to 675 and encodes 180 amino acids. Gene Ontology annotation, cellular component: plasma membrane; cytoplasm. NCBI's taxonomy places the organism in Eukaryota, Metazoa, Chordata, Actinopteri, Osmeriformes, Osmeridae. Gene Ontology annotation, biological process: intracellular protein transport; vesicle-mediated transport. The transcript has 5 exons. The record is from RefSeq and is a predicted model, not a curated record.
UUGGAACCUGUUGUCUGACGUGGCCAAAAAACAAUCGCCAUCUUGAGGAAGGAAACGCCUUGAUGAGGAAAGUCUUGACAGCCAACUAACAACUGUUUCUUUUUACCAUAGUUGAUUCCCAUCACCGGCAUCAUGGGGAAUAUGUUUGCAGGCCUGUUUAAAAUGUUCGGUAAGAAAGAGAUGAGAAUUCUCAUGGUGGGUCUCGACGCCGCAGGGAAAACAACAAUUCUUUACAAGCUCAAACUUGGAGAAAUUGUGACUACCAUCCCAACCAUAGGUUUUAACGUGGAAACAGUGGAGUACAAGAGUAUAAGUUUUACUGUGUGGGAUGUCGGCGGUCAAGACAAAAUUCGACCGUUGUGGCGUCACUACUUUCAGAACACACAGGGUCUCAUCUUCGUAGUGGACAGCAACGACAGAGAGCGAGUGAACGAAGCCAGGGAAGAGCUGAUGAGGAUGUUGGCAGAAGACGAGUUGAGAGAGGCUGUGCUAUUAGUCUUUGCAAACAAACAGGACCUCCCGAAUGCAAUGGACGCAGCUGAGAUCACAGACAAGCUUGGACUUCAUUCCCUCCGCCAUAGAAACUGGUACAUCCAGGCCACCUGUGCCACAAGUGGGGAUGGGCUCUAUGAAGGACUGGAUUGGUUGUCUAAUCAGUUGAAGAACCAGAAAUAACUCACUUCUGCUCUAACCUUCCAUCCUGUACCUUCACUACCCUGCUCUGUACCCCUUCUGAUGUUGCAAAUUGAGCUACUCUGUCAAAAAAAAAAAAAAAAAUGAAACAAAACAAAAAGUACUCGAAGCUGCCCUCAUUACAUCUCUAGUUACAAUACAUACAACGGCCCAGGUGGGACUAUCCCAUCUUGGAAAGCUGUCAGGUUUCUUAUUUAAUGUAAAUAGUCAUGUUCUGGUUAUGAGGCAGCUUAUUGCACACUUACACACAAACACCCUGCCAUGGUUGUUUCCCUUCCUGUCCCAUAGGCGCACAUAAGUGGAAAAGGGAGGCUAAAACAUAAUAAUGUAACCAGCCGUCAUGUGAGCUACCCCGAUCCCAGCCGGAGUAGUAUUUACAUCGAGCGUAUGAUAGUCGCUGGUCGUUUGUACUGUACUGAGGAGCGAUGAGUCAUUGCGGGCUAACUAUUCUGAACGAUACACAGAUGCACUACUUGCAACUACUUUUGGAUACCUUAAAUUGCAACCGUAUCCUGCUCCAGCGUACAAUUGAGCAAACACUGGCGUUACCAAGUUGUACUGUUUGAACUGUGAAAGUAACAAGAUGAACCCUAAAACAAAAGUCGGCUUCAAAGUCAGUCCGUCUGCUUCAAAGAGGAGUCUUGUCAGCAUUUACCAGCCUUUGUGGUCUAUCAGAUGUUAUAACUUCAAUUGAUAAGUGGAUGCCAUAAACCGUGUAUUCUUUUUAAAUAUCUCAUUCACACGCUUUUUUGAUUGCAGAGAUCCUGUCUGUUUAGUCUGACAGCAUCUCAGGUUAAUCGUGUUCAUGAGCCUGAAUGAGCAAAAAACGCAUGAUGUGGUUUGUUGGACUUGUCAGACAUGCAAUUGAUUGUCUAACUGGACUGGCUAAUUGAUUGUUUACAUUUUAAGCCUGUACAAGCAUCCUGUCACCAUACUGUCAGCUCGUGCCCAAGGGUUGGGCUGUACUGAUGAGGGACUUAAAGCAGUCACUCACUGAUGUCCUCUGAGUGCUCAGAAUCCAUCAAGACAUUGUGCCAUGCCUUUUUAACGAGAAUGGUAAAAUAUAUAUUUAUCUUUUGGAGCCAGGCAUUUUGAUGGCAAUACAAAAUCUGUAUGAUGAGCUACAUGUUUAACAUAGUGCUAGUUUUUCUUUAUUUUUAAUAAUGUCCUUUGCUUAAUUCUUUUGGGGUGCUUCAGUCCUCUUGUCAAAGAUGCUGUUCCUUACCUUUAUUUUUAUCUAAAGGUCUGGGUGUUAUAUGCUCUGAAAUCGUUUUAGUCUAUAAAGCAAAGUGGUGCAUUAAACCCAUGUUUGAUAACUGAAUGCCUGAAUCUUUGUAGAAAAAAAAAAUGUAUAUUAAUCUAUUAUCAAACUUUGUCUCAAUGUAUUUUUUAAGUAACGUUAUGUCAUCUUUCAUUUUGUGAGAAAAGCACUGUAAUAAAGGAGAUUGGAGAAAA